AUGUCGUUCUUCAAGGCCGUCCAGACCUCGGGCAGGGAGCUGUCCCAUGAGACUAUGAACGGAAAGAAGUUCCGGCUGUUAGGUCUAGCUAUAGCAAUCUUUGUGGUGGCCAGGUUUAUUCUUCAGACAAUCUACAAUGUAUUUCUGCACCCAAUAGCAUCAGUCCCAGGACCAUGGCUUGCAAAAGUCUUUGGAGCCUACAUGGCUCCCGCUCAAGCAGGUCUUCACAGAGCCCAGACACUGCGGAGUUUGCAUGACAAGUACGGUCCUGUCGUUCGGAUAGGAACCAACGAGGUAUCCAUCUCCGAAUGGACCGCUUACCGCCAAAUAUAUAGCCAAAAGGGCAGUAAUAAGACACAUCAUUUCUACGAGGACACUAAACUAGCUGGUCCCGGAAAUCUCUUUACUAUCAUCAACAAAGAGGCACACUCUGGACGCCGAAAACUGCAAAACCCAGCGUACUCUCAACAGGCCGUCUUGGAAAAUGAGGACUUUAUUGCCAACAGAGCCGAUGUGUUGGUGAGGCGUAUCAUGAAUUCACACGCAGGGAACCAGUCAUCCAAAACUGUUGCUGACGUUUUCCUCCUCGAUGGCCUCUUCAGCCUGGAAGUCAUAUUGAAAUGUGCCUUCAAUCGUCACUACGGAGACUCGCCGGCAGGGGAUUCUUUGACGCUGCUCAGGGCCAUGGACUCCAGCGCCGUAGCGAUCCAAGUCCGCGCUGCUCUCCCAUUCAUCACUCGAUCUCUUGGAAAGCACAUCCCGGGCAAUAUCGGGAAGUCCUACAGAGGAUGGGACGUGUGGGAAUCAAUGACGAGAACUUUGGUGGAGCAGUUCCAGCAGAACGAAGCAGCUUCAGAUGUCCGACAACGCUUCAUGACCACACCGAUGAUCGUCAACGAAGAUACCUACCUGGGCCGCAAAAUGAACCAGGAAGAGCUUGUGGACGACAUGAUGGCCGUUGCCUUUGCCGGCAGCGGCACAACCUCCACCACGCUGACCUACCUGAUAUACUCUCUCGCGCGCGACCACAAGAGACAAGACCGUCUAAGACAAGAGCUGCAGACCUGCAACGAGACCCUGAAUGACCUCAAAGACCUGCCGUUCUUGAACGCAGUCAUCAAGGAAACCAUGCGCGUCUACCCUACCAUCAUGUCGACUUUACCCCGUGUCUUGGAUGAGCCGUUGACGGUGGACAAAUACGUCUUGCCCAAGGGCACCUUCGUCGGCAUGCAGAACUACGUCCACCACCGGGACCCCCGGCUGUAUCCCCACCCGGACGAGUGGUGGCCAGAACGUUGGCUCGAGGACGGUUCGAACGUCAAGGACAUGAACGCGGCGCUCACCCCCUUUUCACUGGGCCCGUACAACUGCAUCGGUCAGAAUCUGGCCAGAGCGGAAUUGUACUUGGCUGUGAGCAAGGUCUUUAGGAAGCUGCGACUGACUCUGAAUGCGGACAUGACGGACUGGGACAUGGAAAUGGAAGAUCGGUUUAACAUUGCUCCCAAGGGACGGCGUUGUCUGGUGGAUGUUGAGGUCUCGAAUUGA
Molecule: messenger RNA, 1545 nt
Organism: Cladophialophora psammophila CBS 110553
Lineage: Eukaryota; Fungi; Ascomycota; Eurotiomycetes; Chaetothyriales; Herpotrichiellaceae
Exons: 3
Coding region: 1-1545 (514 amino acids)
Molecular function (GO): heme binding; iron ion binding; monooxygenase activity
Source: RefSeq, a predicted model, not a curated record